AUGGAUAUCAUCACCGAUCUGUGUAUUAUGUUCCUGCCGAUUGCCAUCAUUAUACGCUCUAAUCUCCCUGGUCCGCAAAAAAUUGGGCUAGUAAUCCUCUUCGCGCUCGGCCUCAGUGUUAUUGCUAUAUCGGUUAUUCGCAUCUCAAAGGUCAACAAAUACCGUAAACAGCCACCCCUCAUCCGGCUGUUAUUCUGGAGCACAGUGGAGACAGGGGUAGCAAUUAUAACGUGCUGCAUCACCACUUUCAAAUCCCUUUUAAACCAGCGAAAAAAGCGACCUUCACGCCAUGUAUACUACCUCACGUUCUGGUUUUCAAACACCCGCAAUUUGAACUCCGGGCGUGUACAACAAAUUAUUGACAUAGAAUCGAGACAGACAUCUUUGUCGAAGUAUUCCAAAGGGGAAGCCGAGAGAGGAGCACGAACAGCCGGCGGAUAUUUGGUCGAUCGGAAACAUGUCAGCGCUGCGAGUCUUGCGUUGGAUAGGAAUACGACCAAAUGGUACGAUGAGGAUUCAAUCCAGGAAACUCUGAGUGAUGGCUCGUUGGACCUUUCCAGCCGUCAGGCAAAACUUCAAUAUUACCAGAACCCUCGGCAUCUGGAGGAUAACAGUCUCAGUCCUCAACUGCCGAGUAAGGCACGAACUGCGAUGCGACCGACGGCAACCCUGCGGAACCUGCACCCAGCGAUGCCUGGAUGCCUCCUGCUCCGAGCUCCCACUCUGCACGAUAGGAUCAAGCAGCUAGAAAGCCUAGUAGUCGACCUGAUGCAGAAAACUUCAGAUACUCAGAUACCAGCAACUUCAUCGCUCGCCGCGGAGCGCUCGACUGCAUCUGCUCUGAGUGCAGGUAUCGCCAGCAAUGCCUCUCCGGCCUCUGACUCUGGUAGUAUGCGGUUGACCACCUCAGGUGCGAGCUACGUUAACAGCUCCCACUGGGCUGCUAUCCUCGAUGAAAUCGCAGAAAUCAAAGAUCAUUUCGAACGAGAGAAAGAAGUCCAAGCUAGUCCUCCGCCCUCUGAUCUGUCUUUUCCUGGUUGGACAAGCCCGCAGCUUCUAUAUGGCUGUGCUAAUCUCAUAACCAAGGAAGAAAUACUGGCCUCAAUCCCUCCUCGGCCAGUUGUUGAUCGGCUGGUCUCGCGUUACUUUAAUUGCUUUGAGAUGUCUCCAGCUGUUCUGCAUAGCUUUCAGUUCCUGAAGGAGUACGAAAUUUUUUGGGAGGAUCCAUCAGCAGCGCCGGUUAUAUGGCUUGGUCUCCUCUUCACCAUCAUGUGUCUUGCGACACUAUUUCAAAAGUUCAGGUUGGACCCUAACGUCCAAACCCCCGAGAGCAUAUCGAUAGAGCAAGACUUCCAGAGGAAGAUGGAAGGCUUUCGGCAAAAUAUCGUGCAUUGCCUUAUUUUGGGCAAUUAUACUAAAGGGGGCCCUUAUGUACUCGAAACGCUCAUUCUAUACUUUACCGUUGAGCUCUUUACCCACCCUGAUGCUGAAAUUGGUGUUUGGAUACUCCUAGGCACUAUAGUUCAGCUUGCGAUCAUAUGGGCUACCAUAGAGAUCCAAAACACUUUCCGGAAGGAAUGUCCCCCUUUACAGGUGAAAUGCGAAAACGGGUCUGGGCAACCAUUAUCGAACUUGACCUUGGCCGAUACGAAAGAACCUUCAAAUUUACAAGAUAGUGAUUUUGAUGAAUCUACGGUAAAUAUGCCACCAUCACGGCCUGAAACGGAUCUCACGCCAAUGCUGUACCGCCUGGUGAAGUGCAGGAUGAUGUCAACGGUUGGUUAUAUAUGGGACUUUGCUGCUGACACCAGGUCCUACACCUAUAAUGAGGUGAUGAAGAUGGAUAAAAGGCUACACGACGCUCAUGAAUCAAUUCCAGAAUGCCUCAAGUGGCACUCGAUGGUGCAUAGUAUCUUGGACUCGCCACAGAUUAUCAUGCAAAAGGUAUUCCUAGAUAUUAUAUUCCACAGGGCUAGGAUCGUACUACACCGGAAGUACUUAUAUUGCUCGCCAACGAAGUCGCAAUACAGCCAAUCUCAACAGGCAUGCUUAAACGCGGCACUCGAGCUUCUCAAGUAUCAGCAUAUACUACAAGAAGAGACACAGCCCUUCUGCCGACUCUACCAGGAGCGAUGGAGGGUAUCAUCUCUAGUCAACCAUGACUUCCUCCUAGCCACUAGCAUCCUCUGCUUCUAUCUGCAGAAGACUCGCGGCGAGACGCAUGAAGGUGCCGAAGUGUUGCAAGUUGACGACAUGUGGGCAACUCUUAGGAGGUCAUACGAUAUCUGGCUUCACUCAAGCGGUUCAUCAAAGGAGGCACAAAAGGCAGCAAAAGCAUUGAGAGUGGUUCUCAGUACUAGCUGCAACGCCUCCAGUACAGGUUUGGACGUUGAAAUAAAUACUCCGCUCGAGCAAGCCAACCCUGCUGGAUUCGACAUCCAAUCCCCAGCCUUUGAUGCAACGAUGUUGGCUAGCUGGGCAUCUCCGACAAACGAACACCUCGGGGGUUUUGCAGCUCCUACGUCUACUUCAAAUGUUGACCGGCAGGCGGUGGGCGAACCAACGCACAUCAUGAACUCGCUGCAAUGGCCAUGGGACGUGGACUACUCCAAUGACCCCUAG
Molecule: messenger RNA, 2622 nt
Organism: Arthroderma uncinatum
Lineage: Eukaryota; Fungi; Ascomycota; Eurotiomycetes; Onygenales; Arthrodermataceae
Product: fungal specific transcription factor domain-containing protein
Exons: 9
Coding region: 1-2622 (873 amino acids)
Cellular component (GO): nucleus
Source: RefSeq, a predicted model, not a curated record